Messenger RNA from Dovyalis caffra, 234 nucleotides. The record is from the annotation of a GenBank genome assembly. Lineage: Eukaryota; Viridiplantae; Streptophyta; Magnoliopsida; Malpighiales; Salicaceae.
CACUUUGAAGGCCUCUACACUGAGGAUGGAAUUUGGGGUAGCGAUACCACUAGGAGGAGUGAAGCUGCUGUUGCUGUUGUUAUUGACAAUAAGGCUGAGUUUGAAGCAAAGUUGUGUUUUAACUAUCAAAAAUUGGAGUGGGGAGGGUUGUCGAAAGCAAUAGAAAACGAGGUUGGAAAAGUAAAGUUCACCAAGUUAGCCAUGGACCAGAUUGAAGAAGGAAAUCGGCCAUGA